This is a messenger RNA of Periophthalmus magnuspinnatus, 3605 nucleotides long. Its product is annotated as integrin alpha-6-like. Gene Ontology annotation, molecular function: integrin binding. Gene Ontology annotation, cellular component: integrin complex; external side of plasma membrane. Gene Ontology annotation, biological process: leukocyte migration; cell-matrix adhesion; cell-cell adhesion. The record is from RefSeq and is a predicted model, not a curated record. Lineage: Eukaryota; Metazoa; Chordata; Actinopteri; Gobiiformes; Gobiidae.
ACGGGGCAGCUCUGCGCGCACUCACUCAGUAGCACUUUGCUCCUUCCAGGCCCAGGACGCGCGGGGUCAGACAGAGUGCACUUUGUUAUGGGGGACCGGAUCACCUGGGGUCUUGGGCUCUGCUUUUUACUGGGAUGCACCAAACUCUGGGCCUUUAACCUGGACACCGACAACGUGGUGCGGAAGAAUGGGGACCCGGGCAGUCUUUUCGGCUUCUCUCUCGCCAUGCACUGGCAACUUCAGCCGGUUAAUCAAAGAAUGCUCCUGGUUGGUGCACCAAGGGCAAAGGCGCUGAGGGGUCACAAGUCUAAAGUGACUGGAGGACUGUACGCCUGUGACAUGAGCUCCCCCUCUUCCUCUUGCAACAGAGUCAUCUUCGACAAUCAAGAGGAUCUAAAAACUGAAAACAAAGAAAACCAGUGGAUGGGAGUGUCUGUCAGCAGUCAAGGGCCAGGUGGCAAGAUUGUGACCUGUGCUCAUCGAUAUCAGGUAAGAAGUGCCGUUAACACUGCUGGAGAGUCCCGUGACAUCACAGGCCGCUGCUACAUGCUUAAUCAGGAUCUGACCAUUAACGAGAACUCAGGGGCAGGUGAGGGCGGGAGCUGGCACUUCUGCCAGGGCCGACCCAAAGGCCAUGAGAUGUUUGGCUCCUGUCAGCAGGGUGUAGCUGCUAUCUUCGACAGUGACUUUCACUAUAUCAUUUUUGGUGCUCCUGGAGCAUAUAAUUGGAAAGGUAUAGUUCGAUUGGAACAAAGAAAUGACACCUUUAUUGAAAUGGGCAUCUAUGAAGAUGGUCCUUUUGAGCUUGGAGAUGAAAAUGAGAAAAAUCCCAAUUUGAUUCCAGCUCCUGCUAACAGUUACCUUGGUAAAAUACUUUUAUACUCUUUGACUGUUCUCAUGUGUAACCACUAUAUUCAUUUAAGACCCACCUUCCCUGCAGGCUUCUCCCUGGACUCUGGUAUGAGUCUGACUACGAAGGGCCAGCUGACUGUGGUGGCCGGAGCUCCUAGAGCCAACCACAGUGGAGCUGUGGUGCUGCUGAAAAGAGGAGCAGAGUCCACCAGGACUGUCCUGGAGGAGUACACUUUGGAGGGAGAGGGCUUGGCCUCCUCUUUUGGAUAUGAUGUUGCUGUUCUGGACCUCAAUGGAGAUGGUUGGGAGGAUAUUGUAGUUGGAGCCCCUCAAUAUUUUGAGAAGGAUGGAGAAAUUGGAGGAGCCGUUUAUGUAUACGUUAACGAUGCUGGAAUAUGGAGCAAAGUCAAACCCACACGAAUUGAUGGACCUCAGGACUCCAUGUUUGGUCUCGCUGUGGCAAACAUUGGCGACAUUAAUCAAGAUGGUUAUCAUGAUUUUGCUGUUGGAGCUCCUAAUCAUAAUAACGGUAUUGGAAGUGUUUAUAUAUACCACGGAUCUCCAACAGGUCUGAAGUCCAAAAAAGAGGCUCAGAUUUUGUCUGGGGGGGAUUUGGGGAUGAAGAUGUUUGGAUAUUCAUUGGCGGGCAACAUGGAUCUGGACAGGAACAUGUACCCAGACCUUGCUGUUGGCUCCUUGUCUGAUGCUGUCUUUCUCUACAGGGCACGGCCAGUUAUCAGCAUCGAUAAGACAGUUACGUUCACACCUAAAGAAAUUGACCUUACCAAGAAGAACUGCGGUGACAAAAUUUGCGUAAAUGUUGAGGCUUGCUUCACUUACACGGCUAAUCCUCCCAGUUACUCUCCCAGGCUGACGGUCAGUUACUCCAUGGAGGCAGAUGCUGAUCUACGUAAAAACCGGCUGGCCCCGAGGGCCUCUUUCCCUGAUAACAGCUUUGAGUCAAAAGGCACCAUGACCUUGGACAGUAAAGGCAAGACAAAGUGUUUGAAACGUCAGCUUAUCAUGCAGGAAAAUAUUCGAGAUAAACUGCAUGGUAUCCCUGUGGAUGUCUCUGUUGAAAUCGAAGAUGCCAAACGUAAACGCAGACAGAGUGUAGCCUCACCAACGCCUGUUCUUGAUGCCAAUGAGGCGAACUCAAUCCGCUCAGUGGUGAAUUUUCUGAAACAAGGUUGUGGUGAUGACAAUGUGUGUGAGAGCAACCUGCAGGUCAAAUAUCGAUACGGCUACAGAACGAUAAAUGACGACACCUUCACUCCACUAAGCAUGGAGGAUGGUGUGCAGGUGAUUUCCUUAAGUGACCAAAAGGAGAUUGCAUUAGAAGUGACGGUGACCAAUGAGAAUGGUGACGAUGCAUAUGAAGCCAGUGUGAACGCCACCUUACCACCUACCCUCGUCUACUCGGCUUAUCGCAGUUCACCUGACCACCCUGUAACAUGCACAGCCAAUAAAGAGGGAACUAAAACUAAGUGUGAACUUGGAAAUCCAUUUAGAGGAAAGGCACAGACAGCCUUCUACAUUAUCCUGGGCACAGCAGGGAUCUCUCUUAACACAACUGAGGUGGAAAUAGAACUGGUUCCUUAUACAACCAGCCGUCAGACUUUGGUUCCUGUCAUGGCUAAGGCCAAGGUGGCCCUGCUACUGCAGCUGUCUGUUUCAGGCUUGGCCAAACCAUCCCAGGCAUACUUUAGUGGAAAGGUCAAAGGGGAAAGUGCUAUGAAAACAGAGAGUGACAUUGGCAGUGCCAUUGCUCACCAGUUCAGAAUUAUCAAUCUUGGGAAGCGACUGACAGACUUUGGCACUGCGUCUCUUGAAAUUGAAUGGCCAAAAGAAACUGAAGAUUCUAAAUGGCUCUUGUAUCUGAUGAAAAUAAGCGCCACAGGAUUGGACCUCUUUGAGUGCUCUCCAAAGAGUGUGAUCAACAGCCUGAAAGUGGAACACAGCAAGACGAGAAGCAGAAGAGCAGUAACAAUUAAAGACGAGGCCACACUUUCACGAUUAGUUGACAAGAAAUACAAAACUUUGUCCUGUGACAAUGGAGCAAAAUGUGUGAAGAUCAAGUGCCCCCUGCGGGGCCUGGACAGUAAUGCAGUCAUCACUCUGACCUCUCGCCUCUGGAACGGCACAUUUAUAGAGGAAUACUCUGACCUACAUCAUGUGGAAGUGGUAGUAAAGGCGUCUCUUACCAUUUCUAGCACAUUAAAGAACACAAAGCUGCAAAAUGCUCAGACAGCGGUGAGCCUGACUGUGUUUCCAGAGCGGCGCUCAGCCCAGUAUGGAGGGGUGCCCUGGUGGGUCAUUGUCCUGUCCAUACUGUUUGGGCUGCUUUUAUUGGCCCUGCUGGCUUUUCUUCUUUGGAAGUGUGGCUUUUUUGAGCGGACCAAACAUGAAGACAAGAUUCCCAGUUACAAUGCUGUUCGGAUCAAACGGGAGGAAAGGGACAUCAACAGUAAGAAAUGGGAAAAGGUAGAAAAGAAACCCUGGAUGACAACUUGGGAAGAGAGAAGACAUUUUUCCUAACCAGCAUUGAGUUGCACAUGGACUUAUUUUAAUGCAUUUCUUACAUCUUUACCUUUGCACAUGAUGGAUGCUAACUGUAACAUUAACUGUAGGUUGCAACAGAACAAAAUAUUGUAGGACUAAACCACAUGAUCAAGCAUAAAGUCUGUAUUUCACUGGAUGGGACUUGUGUGGGAUCAUACUUCUCCUGCACAAGUGUCUAUGGAUGUUGCAUU